Molecule: messenger RNA, 1796 nt
Organism: Boleophthalmus pectinirostris (great blue-spotted mudskipper)
Lineage: Eukaryota; Metazoa; Chordata; Actinopteri; Gobiiformes; Gobiidae
Product: leukocyte elastase inhibitor-like
Exons: 7
Coding region: 64-1380 (438 amino acids)
Biological process (GO): negative regulation of endopeptidase activity
Molecular function (GO): serine-type endopeptidase inhibitor activity
Source: RefSeq, a predicted model, not a curated record
ACGGCAUGUGCUUAUGGCGCAGCACGGGUCACACCCACAAAGUGCACGGUCAUUCGUUUAUAGAUGAACGCGGUCUACCGAACUUCCUCCUCCGUCAGCUUCAGCGGAGUUUGCUUCGCCUUUAGGGGCCUUUGGUGCGUUCUCCUCUGCCUCUGCCUUCUACUCGACACGCGGGUUGUUUGCCAGCAGAGCGCACUUCUCUCACACCGGAAGAAGGAAAAGGUAAACCAGACCUCAGCCAUGGCGUCUAUCUCCAUUUCAAACACAGCUUUUGCCUUGGAGCUGCUCCGCACUUUGAGUCAAGCAAACCCCAAAGGAAACAUCUUUGUGUCUCCUCUCAGCAUCAGUUCAGCUUUAGCUAUGGUCUACUUGGGAGCAAAGGGAGACACUGCUUCUCAGAUGGCCCAGGCUCUGUCAUUCAGACAAGGUGACGCUGUCCAUGCAGACUUCCAGACACUCAAUAGUCAAAUCAAUGCACCAGCUGCCUCCUACAUCCUGAAACUCGCCAAUCGUCUAUAUGGAGAAAACACAUGUAACUUUCUAUCAGCAUUCCUAGAGUCCACAAGGAAGCACUACCAGGCUGAUCUGAAGUCAGUGGAUUUUAUUGGUGCUCCAGAAGAAUGCAGAGCCGAGAUCAACACCUGGGUCGAGGAACAAACUGAAAACAAGAUUAAAGACCUUCUGAAACCAGGGACUGUCAACACCAUGACCAGACUGGCUCUAGUUAAUGCUAUUUACUUCAAAGGAAAUUGGAUGAAUAAAUUUGAUGCAGCCAACACCAAAGAAAUGCCUUUCCACAUCAGUGGUAAUGAGACCAAACCAGUUCAGAUGAUGUACCAGAUGAAGAAAAUGCCAUUCAAUUACAUUCCAGACCUGGGCAUGCAGAUUGUUGGGCUGCCCUAUGUGGAUGAAGAUCUGAGCAUGUACAUCUUAUUGCCAGAGGAGACCAGUGCUGGUGCAAAAGGCGUUCACAAGAUUGAGAGCAAAUUAACUCAGGAAAAUCUUGAUGAGUGGACCAAUCCUGCUACCAUGGAGUUCAUAGAUGUACAUGUCCACAUCCCAAAAUUCAAAAUGGAGGAAGACUAUGAGCUGAAUGAGCCACUUGGCAAAAUGGGCAUGACAGAUGUUUUCUGCUCUGCCAAGGCUGACCUGUCUGGUAUGAAUGGUGAAGGUGGACUCUUUCUGUCUACAGUGGCUCAUAAGGCAUUUGUGGAGGUGAAUGAGGAAGGCACAGAGGCGGCAGCAGCUACAGCCGGGAUCGCAACUUUCUGUAUGUUCAGGGAGGAGCAUGUCACAGCGGACCACCCAUUCCUCUUCCUCAUCAAACACAAGGCCACCAACUCUAUUGUGUUCCUGGGAAGGUUCAUGACUCCUCAGUAGAUGUCACUAGAUAUCACAUGUUAAAACCAUAGACUGUAUAUAUAAAAGGACAUAGCUAACCUGCUAGCUGCUGCGUUAAAAAUAGGAAGGGAACAUGGGGGCGCAUCUGGCUUCAUAGGCUCCAACUGACUUAUUGAAAAAUAGUCACCCACUCAGAUACAGCAAGCCUUGUCAUUUUGGUCCUAAAAUGUUCACCUUAAGCCACUCAACAUUUUUUUAUUUUUUUGCUAUAUUUGUCAUAAAUAAAUUCCUAUUCCUAUGGAACGCAACUUCAAAUUUGCCCCUAUAACUGCUGGUCUUGUGAGCUUCAUUUGACUGGAGCCGAACACUAUAUCCGGUGUUCUUUACACAGUCUAUGGUUAAAACUAACCUUUCAAAUGCAAAUGAAUACAAAUAAAUUAUGCACUUACUUAAAA